Molecule: messenger RNA, 2481 nt
Organism: Phlebotomus papatasi
Lineage: Eukaryota; Metazoa; Arthropoda; Insecta; Diptera; Psychodidae
Gene: TBC1D23
Product: TBC1 domain family member 23
Exons: 4
Coding region: 194-2293 (699 amino acids)
Biological process (GO): retrograde transport, endosome to Golgi
Cellular component (GO): trans-Golgi network
Source: RefSeq, a predicted model, not a curated record
AAAAUUCUUGGGACAACCGUGGGAUCCGUCGGAUCUGUCAGUAGCUUUUGUCCGUGACGUUUCUCUUGUUCGUGUGCGAAAGGUUUUUUUUCUUCAAGAGUGAAAUUUUGCGAGAAAAGUGUUGGAAAAUGUUCUAAAUUCCACCUUGUGAGGUGCUCCAUUGCUUGAUCAUUUUGAUGAAAGACGAGGAAAAAUGGAUGAUAAUCUCUGGCUGAUGGAACUGGAGUCGGCUCUCCUGGACGACUGCACCGUUAACGAUAUCUACUCCAUUUGCAACGGCAAGACCAUUCCGGAAGGUCUGCGGCCGGAUGUUUGGCAAGUUUGCCUGGACGUUCGCCACAAGAAUGACCAGCUGGUGUCCUUCAAUGAGAUCUUCGAUUUACCCUUUCAGCGUCAGCUCCGCGAAGAUUGCGACAGUGUCGUGAAGCGCCUCGGCAAUGACGAUGAGGACAAGGUGUCCGUGGUCUCGGAUCUCGAGUCCAUCCUCACAUUCUACUGCAAAAAUCGCAGUCUCAAGUAUGAGCAGGGCAACGGAUGGAUUGAACUUCUCCUGCCCCUGCUCUCCCUCAAACUCCGAAGGUCUGAUACUUACAAUCUCUUCGAAGCCAUCCGUGAUGCUUACAUACCGAAGGGCUGCGUGAAACAGGGCAAUGUAUUUCACCUGUUUCGCCUGCUCAUUCUCUACCAUGAUCCUGAGUUGUGCUCAAUGUUGGACACAAAGCGCAUAACUCCUGAUCUCUACUCCCAGUCCUGGUUCCAGAGUCUCUUUGGUGCUACCUGUACCCUGCCUGUGGUUCUGUCCAUGUGGGAUUUGUACUUUCAGCAGGCAGAUCCGUACCUCGUAUUCUUCCUCAGUCUCAUCAUGCUAGUGAAUGUGCGCGACAAGAUUCUGGCCAUGAAGGAUGAAUCCAAGGAGAAGAUCGUUGAAUUCCUCAGCAAUAUGCCGUGUGCUCUGGAACCUGAUGAUGUCGUGGACUUUUGUUCCCUGGCCCAGUACUAUGCCAUGAAAACUCCCUCAUCCUUCAAAACUGACCUCCUUCAGACACUCUUUGGUGCCCAUGUCGACUCCCCCCUUGAUCCUAUUGUUGCUCAGGCUCUUUGCCUUCCGGUUUCGGUGUACGAACUCGUGGAUAAUGCCUCAAUGGAGACACCACAUCCGGAAGCUGUACGCUUCUUUCUGGUUGACUGUCGUCCGGCUGAUCAGUACAAUGUUGGACACUUAUCAACGGCCUUUCACCUGGACAGCAAUUUGAUGCUGCAGGAACCUGUGGCAUUUGCAACAGCUGUUCAGGGUCUCCUGAGGGCCCAGAGGCAGUCCAUUGAGGCCAAUUCUAAUGCCGGCGGAGAGCAUUUGUGCUUCAUGGGAUCGGGCAGGGAUGAGGAGGAUCAAUAUACGCACAUGGUUGUGGCUUCAUUUUUGCAGAAAAACACCAACUACGUCUCGUUGCUCACGGGAGGCUACGCAGCCAUCCACGAAUACUUCGGUGACCACAUGAUCGACUGCCUGGAGGAUCACGAUGUGCACAGAUGCCUCGUCUGCUGUGGAAAUUCCACUCACUCAAAGAACAACAACACAGCUAGGAAUCCCAUCAACACUCCUUCCCAAACAGCCUCGUCGUCAUCCCAGGGACCUCAAACGAAGAUCACGGCGGAUCUUUUUAGUAAAUUGGGCGCAUCACUCAAAUCAAAAUCAGCCGAGAUGAAGGGGAAGUUAUUUGAAUACAUUGUCAAUCCAACAACGAGCAUCAACAGCACCAAUUCCGGGCAGAAUGUUGUGGAGAAGCACGUUUCGGCGUCUGAGAAAAACGGACGGAGAUAUCGAAAUGUUGCCCCGGUGUUCAGUAUUGACGAGGAGAGUGAGGAACCGGUGAAUACUGGAGCAGGAGACGGUGACGCAAGUCCCCAGGAUGAAACAGAUGCCAAGGAAAUUGUUCAGUUGCAGUCAUUCCUCAAGCAACCGGAUGUUAUCACGAGUUUUAGGUGUCAGGAAGUGCACAUGAAUGGAAGGAUGUUCGACAGUCACUUGAUUGUGACCAAAACCCAUCUAGUUGUCCUCAGGGACUUGGGUAAGGGUCAGAGUCAGGUGAUUGUGCGACGACAUCUUUCCAGUAUCGUCAAAAUUACCGCCAAACGACGUCACAGAGACUUGAUAACAUUCAAAUAUGGCGUCCCCGAUGGUGAGACCCUCCUCAUCACCGACAUGGACAGAUUCUUGAUUCCCAAUGCGAGCAAUGCAACGGAAAUUGUUUCGCGACAUAUUGUGCAACAGCUGGAGAACAGCAAAAAUGCGUAGGAGUAGUGAGAUAGCCCCCCCCCUCCCCCUCUUCAAUUAUAUUUAUAUUUAAACUUCUGUGUAAACCUCUUUUUUGUUGAUUAUUUUAAAAUAUUUUGUAUAAAUUAGAUGUUUUACUGAAAACAACCUACCAUUGUCGCUUUCUUUUCGUCAUUUAGUGCAAUAUUAAAUGCCUUGAAGAACAAUAA